Molecule: messenger RNA, 2454 nt
Organism: Toxotes jaculatrix (banded archerfish)
Lineage: Eukaryota; Metazoa; Chordata; Actinopteri; Toxotidae
Gene: pigv
Product: phosphatidylinositol glycan anchor biosynthesis, class V
Exons: 3
Coding region: 279-1802 (507 amino acids)
Biological process (GO): GPI anchor biosynthetic process
Cellular component (GO): endoplasmic reticulum membrane; mannosyltransferase complex
Molecular function (GO): alpha-1,6-mannosyltransferase activity; GPI mannosyltransferase activity
Source: RefSeq, a predicted model, not a curated record
UGCAGGGGGAGAGGAUGUGGGGACAAAGAUUGCACCUGAGCGAAAACAAACGCUGCUGGAAGACGGUUGGCCAUCUAAUAACACUGAUGCUAUUAGAUUUUCUAAACUUGUCAAACCAAUGAAAACGCGAAACUUGCGGGAUCUCAUUUGCCGGACGGUUUACCCCUGCGAGCGAUGUUUAAUAGAAAUUAUGAGGAAUCCAGCGGUUUCUGCCUCGUAGCAGCGACAAUGCUCAGGCCUGUCAUAACCGGCUUUUGCAGAUUUUGUUCGUCACAUCAAUGACUAUGGAUGUCAGAGCAGUUCUGGAGUUUGCCACAGUCACCAGGGGCCUCUCGCUGUUCUUGCAGGCUGUCUUGAACGCUGCCAUCCCUGACCAUGAAGCUGAUGCAUUCAGGCCCCCGCGGACUGAGGAGCCUCUGUACUUGGACUCUGCAGUGGAGUGGUUAUUGGGUGGCCUUUCUCGCUGGGACGCCGAGCACUUCCUCUUCAUUGCUGAGAGAGGAUACCUCUAUGAGCACAACUUUGCUUUUUUCCCCCUCUUCCCCGUCGUCCUCCGAGGCCUGGCAGAGACGCUCCUGUGGCCCCUGAGCAGCUGGCUCAGUGUGCGUGGCCGCCUGCUGGUGGCCGUCGCUCUGGGGAACAGUGCCCUCUUCCUGCUGAGUGUGGUCGCCUUGCACGCACUUAGUAGAAUGGUUCUGCAGGACAGACGUCUCGCUCUGCUCUCCAGCCUGCUCUACUGCAUCACACCUGCCAAUGUUUUCAUGACUGCUGGAUACUCAGAGAGCCUGUUUGCUGCCCUCACUUUUGGCGGGCUGUUCCUCCUGGAGAAGGGAUUCACGUUCCGAGCGUGCUUGGCCCUCAGCAUAGCCACUGCAGCACGAUCCAAUGGACUUGUCAACAUUGGAUUUCUGCUGUAUCUUCCAUCACUGCACGCCAUCUCUCAGAUUCGUGUGUAUCGUACAACGACAAAAGGCCACAUUAAAGUCUUCCACUACAUUUGGGCAAUCAUCCGUCUCCUGGUCACCUCCCUCUUGGGAACUGCAAUUAUUGCCCUUCCCUUCUGUGCUUUCCAGUACUAUGGCUAUAGGACGUUUUGCACACCAUCCGUCUCCCUGGAGCGGAUCCCUCCCGCGCUUCUGUCACUGGGUGAACGGAAGGGCUACCGGGUUCCAGAUGAAAAUGGUCCGCCACCCCUUUGGUGCAUGAGACCCCUCCCCCUACUUUAUUCUCAUAUCCAGGACGUGUAUUGGGACGUGGGUUUCCUCCGUUAUUUUGAGCUGAGGCAGAUACCAAACUUUAUUCUGGCUCUACCUAUGGCUACCCUCGGCAUAAUGGCAGCUUAUGCAUAUUGUCAAACUAAUCCAGAGCUGUGUCUGAGACUUGGACUGUGGGAGACAGCUGCAAAUAAAGGGCUUGACAAACCCACACCGGGAUUCUUCAACCCCAGGGUGUUUGUGUAUGUUGUACAUUCAACAGUUCUCCUGGUGUUUGGAACAUUGUGCAUGCAUGUACAGGUUCUAACCAGGUUCAUGGCCUCCUCAUCUCCUGUGCCGUUCUGGAUAAGUGCUCACCUGCUCCUUCUCAAUGAGCCGCUUCUACAUCGAAGGAAAACAUCAAACCCCAGCAUACAGCUACAGGCACAUUCCAGAAAUGGAUGCAAGCACACACCUCAAAACCCCAUCACUGCACUGCUGCCACAUUUUAAAACCUGUUCACCUACCACACAGAGCAUCCUGGGAUACUUCAUCUCUUACUGGGUGCUGGGGCUCGCUCUGCAUUGCAACUUCUUGCCAUGGACUUGACUUUAGACAUUAGCUUUAAAUGCAAUAUUUCUAUGUAGGACUGGGCUAGUGACCAUAUUUUAAAUGAUGUGAAUCCACACGCAGUUUUUUUUUUUUUUUUUUAACACCAUAUCAUCAUCCACUGUCUUUUUUAUGCCAACAAUGAUUAAAUUGUUCAUUGUAAUAUUUCAUUAAAAAGAGAUUAAAAAAAUAAAAGAAUACAUGAAUGCAAAAUAUUGUAAAUGUCACAUUUGUUAAAAAAAAAAGGUACUGUAUUUUGUUUUUGGAGAAAAACCCAAUCCAAAGAAAAGAAAAUAUUGUCUCAUAUUUUGGUAAUGACGCCCAGUCUUACAUACAACAUAUUGACAUCAUUACAUUUUUGAUGAAGAUUCAUUCAUGCAGUAGUCAACAAAUCUGAUUUUCACAUCUUAGUCUAAUGUGUUUGUAGUUGUUUGAGAAUAAACUGAACUGUACAGUGUAUCUGAAACUUUAUUGAACACUUUGGUUGUAAAACUUGGGAAGACUAUGUAUUUUUAUUUUAUGCUGAGUUCUUGCUGAAGCAUCAAGAUUUUAUUUACAGAUUUUAAUAUUGCACUGCAUGUUUGGAAUAAUUAUUCCAAGUUAUUGUUUGAGACUUUGGGAUGUGAAUGAAAAAAAUAAAGAUUUUGUUGCU